Molecule: messenger RNA, 661 nt
Organism: Kickxella alabastrina
Lineage: Eukaryota; Fungi; Kickxellomycota; Kickxellomycetes; Kickxellales; Kickxellaceae
Exons: 1
Coding region: 47-511 (154 amino acids)
Source: RefSeq, a predicted model, not a curated record
UUUUUUAUCAAAAUCAUUUAAGCAUAUUUUAUUACACUUAAAUGCCAUGUCUGGGUUUAUCUUCAACGAGCUCCUCGACAAACUGCGCACCAGAGACACCAGCACCACACGUUUCGGCAGCAAACUCGAUCUCCGCGUAGCCACCGCCAACGCCCAAACCCGCACAAUCACCUAUGAAUACGCAAUAACCAGCGACGAAGUAUACCGCGGAUACCUCGCCAGCGGAUGGCUCUCCACCGUAGUGGAGAACGCAACGGAUCCGUUGAUUUGCGCGGCAACGAGUAAUAGCAAUAUGGUGACUUCGUCAUUGACAGUUAAUACGCUGGAGCCUGUGAUGGCUGGUGUUGUUGUGGAGAUUGUCUGUCGGUUGGUGUUGUUUGAAGGAAGGAUGGUGCAGGCCGUGGUUACGUUUAGGGAUGCGAGGAAGAGAAACAUUGUUUAUGCAGCUGGCGUGCACACGCUUAUUUACAAGGAGGGUCUUUCUGCCAGCGGUGGCGGUGCAAAGAUUUAAAGGAAACAAGGGAGGAUGGUUUACAGGAUAGUGUACAAUAUGUGCAUGUGUGCGUGCUGGUUUGCUGUGUCAAUCCCUUAAUAUUGCAGCGCUGUUGCUUGUCUUUAAUUUAUUUUUAAUGAGCAGCAAAGCAAUUCUUUGCAUCGCACU